Messenger RNA from Symphalangus syndactylus (siamang), 678 nucleotides. Its product is annotated as single-stranded DNA-binding protein, mitochondrial. Gene Ontology annotation, molecular function: single-stranded DNA binding. Gene Ontology annotation, biological process: mitochondrial DNA replication; positive regulation of helicase activity. NCBI's taxonomy places the organism in Eukaryota, Metazoa, Chordata, Mammalia, Primates, Hylobatidae. The record is from RefSeq and is a predicted model, not a curated record. Gene Ontology annotation, cellular component: mitochondrial nucleoid.
GGAGGAAGGGAUAGCCAGCGCGAAGGAAGUGCUGGAGUCGUGUGUUUUGGCUGCGCGUGAUCCUGCGUGGGUCGGGAGGUGUUUCUGUGAAGAGCCUAAAGAUUAGACUGUAAGAAAAGAAAACAGAAGCCAUGUUUCGAAGACCUGUAUUACAGGUACUUCGUCAAUUUGUAAGACAUGAGUCUGAAACAACUACCAGUUUGGUUCUUGAAAGAUCCUUGAAUCGUGUGCAGUUACUUGGGCGAGUGGGUCAGGACCCUGUCUUGAGACAGGUGGAAGGAAAAAAUCCAGUCACAAUAUUUUCUCUAGCAACUAAUGAGAUGUGGCGAUCAGGGGACAGUGAAGUUUACCAAUUGGGUGAUAUCAGUCAAAAGACAACAUGGCACAGAAUAUCAGUAUUCCGGCCAGGCCUCAGAGACGUGGCAUAUCAGUAUGUGAAAAAGGGGUCUCGAAUUUAUUUGGAAGGGAAAAUAGACUAUGGUGAAUACAUGGAUAAAAAUAAUGUGAGGCGACAAGCAACAACAAUCAUAGCUGAUAACAUUAUAUUUCUGAGUGACCAGACGAAAGAGAAGGAGUAGAAAGGAUGAUUCUUCUUUGGCCAUCAUUUGGUACAGUCUCAUUUCCAAGUCAUGUAUAAUCUUUAUCACUCCCAAGGACAAGAAUUAAAAUACUCUUUUA